Molecule: messenger RNA, 309 nt
Organism: Cetraspora pellucida
Lineage: Eukaryota; Fungi; Glomeromycota; Glomeromycetes; Diversisporales; Gigasporaceae
Source: the annotation of a GenBank genome assembly
AUGACGACUACACCACCAGCUAAAUCUAUCUUAAAUGCGUUAUCUAAACUUAGAGCCAAACUUUUUAAUAAUGUUUAUAAUCCAACUAAUGUACGAACAGGCAACAAAGUUCUCCGACAACGACUCAUUGGACCAACGAUUACAAAUUGGUAUCCAAAGCAAUUAAUAUCCGUUCGUGAAAUCACAGACAUGUUUCCUGAGUUUAAUCUAAUAAAUCAACAAGAGAAACAACGUUUAGAUGAAAUUGCGAAACGAAAGAAACGCGGAAAAGGUGCACCAAAGAAAGGUUCGACCGUUUUACAUGAAUAA